AUGGCAUCAGCGUAUGUUCCGACUCGAUGGCAGAAAACUCUGGUGUUGCAUGCAGAUGGAGCACUUGAUAGCAUGGAUCAGAAAGGUCUAGAGCAUCUCGCAUUAGUUACAGAUAGCUCAUGUCCUCAUGCCGCUGACCACCUCGAUGCUGUGCGGGACUUGGCCUCUUUGAGAUCGUUGGAAUGGGAAGGGAUUCAGCAACCAUGGGAAAUCGAACUAAUGCGCCAGUGCAUUCAACGCAAUCAGAAGCAACUGAAGGUCCUGUCCAUCGGAUUCAGCGUGGGAGCGCAUCAUCCAAAUUUUCAUGUAGACGUGCUCGGACUGCGGGAGACCGUGACUCUUCCUCAUUUGGAUCAUUCGACCAAAUUUCUUUCUUCACUCGUUUCAUUGACACUCUCAAAGACGAGUAUGCCUACACAAAUUCCAAUUAGGGACGUGCCUCUCUUCUCCAGUCUGAAGGUCUUGAGAUUACGCGGAUGCCCUAAUGCCCUGGAAUUCUUGAAUGCCCUGUCGGAUUCCACGCCUCGUCUCCAACUAAAACGAUUCGAGUUUUGCGGCGAUAGUUUGGCUUCCACUUUUGACAAACUGGACGAUAUCAACAUUUUGAUCUCACUUUUGCUUUCAUUUCGAGGUUUGAAGCAUUUGCAUCUGAUAAUCUCAAAUUUUCCACACUCUUGUGGUCUUCGAACUGCAAUCCAGCAUCACAUCGCCACCCUGGAGACGCUGGCAUAUCACGAGCAACAGCUGUCUCCAAUUGACGACGACAGACUAUGGUGGGACACUCGAGAUUAUGCUCCCUUGUGGAUCUUUGAGCAGGCGAGAAGUCUCCACCUUCACAGACUUUCUGCCCUGGCGCUUUGUGCGAGUCCAUCGUUCUUAGUAAGUCGCCCCAACAUUUCUAAGGCUGUGAUAUAUUAA
Molecule: messenger RNA, 918 nt
Organism: Penicillium angulare
Lineage: Eukaryota; Fungi; Ascomycota; Eurotiomycetes; Eurotiales; Aspergillaceae
Exons: 1
Coding region: 1-918 (305 amino acids)
Source: RefSeq, a predicted model, not a curated record